AUUUUGUACUGAAAUAGAUCUGGAUUACUGCAUAAACAACUAGUUUUAGCCACAGCUUACACUGCAGGAAGCAUCUACUUAAAAAGAGACAUUCGAUUUUUCCUUUUCUGAUCCCCACAUGCGACUAAUCGCAAGUCUGCCUCCCAUCUAUCAUGACAUUACGUUAGGUCGCGCACAUACGUUCGUCGAAGUCCCGAAGGCUGUCACUAUCUUGUUAUGACAGAAAAAUUCAAUUAAACGAUAUGUGGGUGAUUUGUAUAUUGUUCUCGUAAACUGAUAAGUGUUAUAUAAAGCCUCCUGCUAACAGUUUACAAUUGUUUUGUGUUAAUUUCAAAGAGAAGCAAUCAUGUUUAAGCUUUUGUUUCUCGGUUUGAAUUUUUUGAGUACUGUAACACUCUUCGAACUGGACUUUUCAAUCUUUCCUACUGUCGAUGACCUGAUCUACGGUCCAGCUCCCUUCGACGACAGAAUAGUUGGAGGCAAGGAGGCUAACAUAGAGGACCAUCCGUACCAAGUGUCCUUUAUAGUGAACAACUCUUACUUCUGUGGAGGCUUCAUUGUCAGUGAGAACUACAUCCUGACUGCGGCUCAUUGUGCUCAAAAUGUGGACCCAUCAACCGUGGUCCUUCGAGCCGGGAGUUCGUGGCGCAAAAAUGGAACCAUUAUACCAAUAGCAGAAGUGAUACCACACCCGCAGUACGACAGCCCGAGGUUCGACAAAGACGUGGCCGUGAUGAGGACAGCUGAGCCAAUAGAGUUUACUGAAACCAUUCAGCCGAUUGAUCUUCCUAAGAAGGGUAGUUCCAUGAAGGAUAAUUCUAUUGUCAUGGUCAGCGGGUGGGGCAGGACUGAGCAAGGUGCAAGCUCGAUUCCUGAGCGAUUAAUGGACGUGGAAAUACCAGUAGUACCCUAUUGGCAGUGUUAUGCGGUGUAUUUCACAGUACUUACAAGGAAUAUGUGGUGCGGAGGCAACUUCGUUCUCGGCGGCAAAGGGACUUGUCAGGGUGAUUCCGGUGGUGCCGCAAUACAGAACAAUGUUGUUCGUGGUAUAGUCUCCUUCGGUAGGGGCUGUGGGCAGCGUUUCUCCCCGGGCGUGUUUGCAGACAUGGCCGCACCGACUAUCCGGGACUUUGUUACCGAACAUACGGGUCUGUAAACUUCUAGACCUCUCUGAAAUGAUUAAUCAACGAGUAAUAAGAGUAAUACCUGUCUGUAAAUGUCAUUGGGUAAGGCAUCUUAUGAUCUAGAGAAGGAGAAUUAUUUAUUUAUUAUUGUGAGAUGUUCUCGCCUAUGUUUUGAAGUGUUCAGAUAUGAGUGUUUAUUUAGUGAACUUAGACUAUAAGAAGGAAAACUCACAUUAAACAAUGCAUUUAACAUGUUUAAUUUUUUUACAUCACAAGAAUGCUGAUGUGUGCACUACUGCGGUUAAAUCUGUUGGCUCAAGCCACGUAGCCAUUAAAACAUAAUAAUUGGAAAUAAAAUAUUUCGAUUUAAAAAUAAAUUGAUAGACUUGAAUUCUAGAAAACAAAAAGCAACAGCACUUGGCUUGAAACAAUGACUACAGAAAAAAAACUAAAUACCAAUUACGCCAAUUAAGAAAAAAAUAUACCAGCUAGCCGGAUACUAGUGUACUACUAAUAUAUCACUGUCACAUGAAAACUCAGUAAUUUGCGAACAGACUGAAAGUCAUCAAAUUGUUUUUAAUCACACACUAUACAGGAUGUUUGGUCUUCAAGGGCACUCGUCAUGAUGACUUUAUAAGUGUAGUUGAGAUUUCAUUAGAAUAAGUAUUCUUUCAGAAUUCAUUUGCUUUUUGUUUGACUAUAAAAAGCUUAUAGAUGAAUGUAUUUUUGUAAGCAGUUAUUUUUGCAUACCAGAAUUAUUUGUAUUCUUCAAUGUGUAUUUUUGGCGAGGAUAAGUAUCUAUAUAUAAUGAAACAUUAAAAAAAAUACGACUACACAUCAUAGAAUUUAAUGCUUGU
Messenger RNA from Trichoplusia ni (cabbage looper), 1981 nucleotides. RefSeq names its product trypsin-1-like. NCBI's taxonomy places the organism in Eukaryota, Metazoa, Arthropoda, Insecta, Lepidoptera, Noctuidae. The record is from RefSeq and is a predicted model, not a curated record. Gene Ontology annotation, molecular function: serine-type endopeptidase activity. Bases 347 to 1156 code for a protein of 269 amino acids. The transcript is spliced from 5 exons. Gene Ontology annotation, biological process: proteolysis.